AUGACUGGCUGCAGGCGUGCUGAUGCAGAAGGCAUUUCUCGACGAAUAAACGUGCGAUUCGCCGGAGGUCACGAUCAACGAAUGCGGCGAAGGCUGAACAGUUGUACCGUAGAACAUUGCGGAUCAAUUGUCCUUUUCAUUUGGAAUUCGUAUCGGUCGUAUCGGCUACGCGUCACUCAAGUGCGAAUAGCCUACAUACGCUGGCUGCAUGGAAACUGGGAGCGCACAACAGAACGUCUUUUCGCCGAGGCCCGGGUCGACCCUUUGAAAUACGUAUCGAUUCGCUACCUCCAGCUGACCGCGGCCGUAGUAGCCGCACGACAGAAAUGGAUACCCAGAGGAAGAAACUUUCGAAUUGGUGACAUAUUGCUGCUGGCGGAUGAACGAUUGCGGCGAGGCGGAUGGCCCCUGGCGGUCGUCAAGGAAUGCCUUCUGGAUGAAAACAGGCUCGUACGCACGGUUAAAGUGAAAACGGCAGCCGGCGAAACCCUGCGAGACAUUCGCCGAAUCUGCUACCUGGAGGGAGGAGAAGCGGAACCGACCGGGAACCCAAGCAGCGGAGUAAUCCCCCGGGUUAGCGAAGGAGGCACUCGCAUAAGAAAUGAUGUCUUCCUACUGAACAAUCUCUUCAAAUCCGACAUGGCCGAUGACUUCUUUGUACGCACUAGUAUGGACAAUGUUAGUCGACAUAGCAUGAAACUCGUCAAACCGCGUGCCCGUAAACUAGUUCGUAACCUUCUUGUACAGACGGAACACGGACUCAAUCCAACAUCCACCGCAGUGAAGCCUUGUCCGUACCCGGUUAACCGAGAGGCGGGACCAGAAGAAACCUUGGAAACCACUAAGAUCAGGGAUCACUGGGCCUAG
This is a messenger RNA of Echinostoma caproni, 867 nucleotides long. NCBI's taxonomy places the organism in Eukaryota, Metazoa, Platyhelminthes, Trematoda, Plagiorchiida, Echinostomatidae. The record is from the annotation of a GenBank genome assembly.